AUGUUCUGGAAGCUGCCUCUGCUCCUGGGGCUUCUUGCUCUGGGGCCUCACGUCCGCAGCUGGAUAUUUGAGGAAGUCGGGAAGAGAGGGAAACAGUUCAGCCUGUGUGUGGAGUUUGCCGUGCACCACUUCAACGAGCACCAACCGGACGAGAAUGCGUACAAGCUGCUCUGGGUCAGGCGGAGUCUGCACAAGAAGUACAGUUUGAUAUAUUUAAUGGACCUGAAUCUGGGCCGCACAAUCUGUAAAAAACACGACGAAGACAUCGACAACUGCCCCUUGCAAGAAGGCCCAGAAGGGAAAAAGGUGAACUGCACUUUCAUUGUGGACUCACGGCCCUGGUUCACCCAGUUUACCCUCCUGAAUAGCACCUGCCAGCAGAUAUAA
Rangifer tarandus platyrhynchus (Svalbard reindeer) is the source of this 387-nucleotide messenger RNA. The record is from the annotation of a GenBank genome assembly. Lineage: Eukaryota; Metazoa; Chordata; Mammalia; Artiodactyla; Cervidae.